UUCUCACUUGCGAUUGGCUCCCCCUGGUGUCAGUCAGUCUGCUUCCUGCUUCACGGUGCGGUUUGUUAUUAAAGCUAGCUCCUUUAAAUCUGACGGGAAAUGUUGACGGCCUGAGCUGAUGAAGUUGGCAGGGGAAAGGUUUAAUUCUUCUGUGAGCCAACUGCACUUAAAGAGACGCAAAACAUGUCAGGGGGUCAUGAGUCAAACAGGAAGCGCCGCCCCCCGAAAAUGUUUUUGAUCUCGACCGACCUGAAGGUCCAGGACCAGCUGGACGGUACCAUUCGGCUGCAGCGGGGGUUCCUGUGCCAGGAGCAAGAUAAGAGCAGAGGCGACAGUCUCUGGGUGAAGGUGUUGGACAAUGACAUCAUGUUAAAACUAGAGAGGAAGUUCCUGCAUGAAGUCCCAGCUGAUCUGAGCGGCCUGCUGGAGCCUGUGACCGACCCGGAGGCCCGCCUCAAACUCCUCAGUAAUCCAGGGAAGCUGCAGCAGUUUGCUGCCCUGCCCCUCGAUGCUCCGCUGUGGGUCCAGAUCGGCCAGCAGGACGAGCUGGCGGAGGCGGAGCUUAAAUACAUCGGGCCGCUCACCAGAGGGAGCAGCGCUGUGAUAUUUGGGGUUCAGCUCAAGGGCUCAGCAGCCGGGAGAGGAAUCAGCAACGGAUCCUACAAAGGCAACCGGCUCUUCAGCUGCCCCGAAGGCUGCGCCCUUUUCCUCCCGGUCAGCCACAUCAGGCCCCGCCACUGGUCGCGCAGCAAUGGCUCCGACCCUCACGAGCGAGGCCGCGAGCGAGACCACCACCGAAACGGAAGUAGUCACCCCGACAAUGGGCACCACGGCAACAACAGCCGCCCAAAUCCUCAUCCUCAUCAUCACCAACAGCAGCAGCAGCAGCAGCAGCAGCAGCAGCAGCAGCAGCAGCCCAGUCGUCACAUCAGCUUCCACCAGCAUCGUCCCAGCAGCCCCCCUCAGUCUUUUGGCAUCCUCCCUCGGGCGGCGGAGUCCGGAGUCACGGUUCAACACCACGUCCAGGUCCGAGGCCCGUCCUCGCCACCGCCAUUUCAGGUUGGCCAGCGGGUGUGUUUCCCCCUGGAGGACAGUGUGUGUGGAGGGGAGGUGCGUUACUGCGGCCUCCUGCCCGGCCGGUCCUCAUCUGGGAUGUACGUCGGAGUCCUGCUGGACACUCCUGCCGGUAGCUGGGACGGGUUUUAUAAAGGAGAGAAGCUCUGCCACAUUCCUUCCUCUCUGUAUGGACACCUUCUACCAAUCACCAAGGUCUCCGCAGAGUCUAAAUCCCACCGUCACAACCCUCUUCCCCAAAUUCCCAAAUCCAUCCUGAAGCCCGUUCCCCCACCCGGCACCAGACCCGUCCCUUUGUCCCCGCCUCCCUCUGCUCCCAAGGUCGCCCUGAUGCCCCCCUCCAAACAACCGCUCAAACCUCCUCCACUGCCGCCGCCGAAACCCACCCUCAAACCGCUGCCCCCCGUCCCACCUCCCAAGCCUCACAGCCCCACGUCCCUGAACACCACCGACCAGCCGCAGCACACCAACGGCGUGCACGGGCCUCCCUCGCCGCUGAGGUCGCCAGACAGCGGCGAAGCAGCAGGAGAGGACGGAGAGGAUGGCGAGCUGGAGGUGGGGUCGAUGGUUGAAGUGAACGACCCACCGCUCUUCGGGGUCAUUCGCUGGAUCGGACGGAUCAACGGGAUUUCGGCGCAGGUGGCGGGAAUCGAGCUGGACCAGGAGCUGUCUGCAGGAACAGACGGCAGCUACCUCGGCGAGCGUCACUUCCGUUGUCCGCCCAACAAGGGGCUGUUCGUCAAGCUUCGCAACUGCAGGCGGGACUCGCGGUUCCCCGCCCCCGAGACGCCCGUCAAUCAAGUGGAGCGAUGCAACUCUAUAGCCUUCGCAGAGUGGGGCAGCGAGCGCGUGGACGAGCACACACCGCCCGUGGACGGAGAGGAAGCCAGCGAGCUGUACGAGGGCCGGAAGAGAGGCAUCCAGGGCCACCUCAACUCCUGCUACCUGGACGCCACGCUGUUCAGUCUCUUCUCCUGCUGCAGCUCGGCCGACUGGGUCCUGUUUUGGCCCUCUGACACUGAGAAGGACCAAACCUCCGGUCAGGCUCAGGACCUGCUGCGAUGCGAGAUAGUCAACCCCCUGAGAAGGUACGGCUACGUGUGUGCCAGUAAGACCAUGGCGCUGAGGCGACUGCUGGAGGCUGCGAACAGCAACACGGGCUUCACCAACCAGGAGAAAGAUCCUGAAGAGUUCCUCAACAAGCUUUUCCAGCUCCUCCGUGUCGAGCCACUCCUCAAGAUCAGAUCGAUGAGCCAGCAGCCUCAGGAGUGUCACCUGUACCAGCUCUUCCCGCCGACCCUCCCUCCCUCCCCCUCUUCGCCCCUCUCCCCAGUCGAGUCCCCCAUCCCCCUCCUGGCCUCCCCGUCGCCCAGUCGGAUGAGGGUCGCCAGCGUCCAGGCGCUGCUGGAGUCCUCCUUCCUCCACGCCGGCCUCAAGUUUGUCGAGGCUCCCUCCUGCCUCUUGCUGCUCAUGCCUCGCUUCGGAAAGGACUUCAAAAUGUUUGACGCCAUCUUGCCCUCGCUGAGUCUGGACAUCACAGACCUGCUGGACGACACUUUGAGGCAGUGCAGCAUCUGUCAGGCUGUUGCAGAGUGGGAGUGUCUCCAGUGUUACGAAGACUUGGACAUCACUCCAGGUCGUCUCAAACAGUACUGCCAGACCUGCAACACACAGGUCCACAGUCACAGGAAGCGAGAGUCCCACAUCCCGGUGAAGGUGUCCGUCCCCGGUGGACCGUGGACGGGCCCUCUGCACUGCACCCGCCAGCGGAUGUCUCUCUUCGCGGUGACGUGCAUCGAGACCAGCCACUACGUGAGCUUCGUCAAGCACGGGCCUCUCCCCACAGACUGGCUGUUCUUUGACAGCAUGGCAGACAGAGAAGGUGGCGAGAACGGCUUCAACAUCCCCCAAGUGAAGGUGUGUCCAGAGGUGGGCCGCUACCUCAGCCUGUCGCAGGAGGAGCUGAGCAGAGUUGAUCCCUCGUCCUUACGGGAGAGCGCCCGCCGCCUGCUCUGCGACUCCUACAUGUGCCUGUACCACAGCCCAGAGCUCAGCCUGUACAAGUGAUGCGGACACAACACACACAGAUGUAUUUAAAUAAGAAAAGACAAAAAAAGACAUAUUCUGCCCAAGUAGGGCAGCAAGCCCAGAUGUGUUGCAGGUAUUUGCUAAUGUAUGAGCCCAGUCGUAUCAGGUGAUUACCUGCCUGGAGACUGUGCAGUGCCUUAGAACUUAAUGUAAUCUAAAACUGUGACAAUCGGCUAAAUGUGAGAGAAGCCGAAUGAAUCCCUGUGAACAAACAGCCUGUAGUUAAUUUAUGUUUAAGAGCUCUGAACUUGGUGGUGAACGAGUCGUGUGGGUGCUGUAUUUGUUUUUACACCUGAGUUUACCUGUGCUGAUGUUAUCCAUGCUCACACGUUGCAUAACCACUGUGCCUGUAACUGAAAAAACACAUGUACACUUUACAAUUGAAUUUGCACUGCCUUGUUUACAUGUCAGUAUGUGUGUAUUUAUAUAUGAUAUAAUAUCUUUGCCUUAAACUGACUAUAAUGACGACACACAGACGUGUACUAAUACUGAUUGUAUUGCACGGGUUGUUUAAUAUAUCACUGCUGCAGACUAUGAGGGCUCUGUCCCAGCCAAUAAAUGCUUCGAUAUUCUUCUA
Acanthopagrus latus (yellowfin seabream) is the source of this 3739-nucleotide messenger RNA. RefSeq names its product ubiquitin carboxyl-terminal hydrolase CYLD (gene cyld3). Gene Ontology annotation, biological process: necroptotic process; positive regulation of extrinsic apoptotic signaling pathway; regulation of intrinsic apoptotic signaling pathway. Gene Ontology annotation, molecular function: K63-linked deubiquitinase activity; cysteine-type deubiquitinase activity. Lineage: Eukaryota; Metazoa; Chordata; Actinopteri; Spariformes; Sparidae. The transcript is spliced from 17 exons. Bases 184 to 3141 code for a protein of 985 amino acids. Gene Ontology annotation, cellular component: cytosol. The record is from RefSeq and is a predicted model, not a curated record.